UUCAAAUGGAGAGAUGAGGCUAUUCUGCGGAAAUACACUUUACCAAGUGCCAAGUGCCAUGUGGAGUAAAGGGAGGAAUGAUUCAGAAAACAGAAGUGGGGCAAGGGUAGGCUUUGGGGAAGGGGAUUGGAGGGGUAUGUUGCAGGAUUGCACCCAGUCAUAGAGGAGGCAGAGGCAAGGCUAAAUAACUUAACUUUGAGAUUUUAAUUGGAAAAGUCAGGAAUUGGGAGAUCAGAAGAGAUAACAAAAGGAGACAUUCUGGCUGAAACUGCGUAUUUUGGUUUUGUAAACUAGAAUCGCAGUUUUUAAUAAAAAUGCUGCUAACCAGCCUUCGUUGGAAUUUUCACUGUGCAACGCGAAAAAUGAAUUUCAACUUUAAAUAAAAGGGUGGGAAUGUCAAGCUGACGCCAGGAUUUUGCGGGGUAGUGGGGGGGGGGGGAGACCCAAAGAAUGCGGGGGAGGGUUUUUGACAUUGGGCUGAGAUGUGGGUGGGAGUACAGUGCCGCUUUAACCCCGUCUCAGGGGAGGUGCAGAGUUCGCUCCGGGCAUGCGCUCACCGCCCGGGAUGGAGUUCAGGGGAAAAGCGACAAGAAAUCGGUGCCGAGUCUGACAGAGAGAGGCGCUGGAGCCGGGGGGGUGGGCUGGGGCUGGGGCUGGGGCUGGUCCGCCUCCGCCGGGCCGAGCGAUCGCCAGCGCUCCCGCUAAUUCCUGGCCCAAGCAGCGAUCCGGGAUCGGCACCCGCCUCGGACUCCGGUGGAUUCCAGAUCGCAGGCGAUCGGGAGAAUCGGGAUCCCACUGAAUGAUUGGCGGCGAGAGACAACUCCGGCGCAGGAUUGAACAUUUUGUUGAAGCGAUUUUCCAGGCUGUGCUCAGUCGUUACCAUUGUUCCUUCUCAGAGCUGUUACCGUGAGGAUGCAUUCUCUGGAUGAGCCCUUGGAUCUGAAGCUCAGCAUUUCCAAGCUUCGGAUGAUGAGGGACAAGAAACAGAAAGUCUAUGAGACGACCGAGGAAAGCAGUGCCCGAAGAGAGUUGAAGAUGACAUCUGACAGGAUAGCCAUCAUCACACCAGCAUCUCCUCAAUCCAUCCAGUCUGGUCUUUCAAUCAGUUCCAAGGAUCAGGAGAAGUUGGACUUGCAUUUCUCUCCUGCCCGGAGGUCAGACUCCAUUGUGGACCUCAGCUUGUCCCCAGGUUCUGGCCUUGAUUCUCCUCCUGGAUCAGCUGCACUGCCUGAGGAGCUGCAGAAUGGUGACGAUGUGUCACCCAGUGUCAGUACUGAACCACAGCCAAUCCGCUUUCUGGAAGGAAGUCAGGGUUCACAGACAUUGCAGUUUUUCCUGCCUUUGGGUUCCACCAGCCCAGUGCACCUCCCAUCCCCUUUACUGGUGACACCUCCGAAAGAAAUGCAUAACUUGUUGGAGCUCCCCAUGGAACAGCUAGCAUGCAGGUGGCACAAGUGUAACCAGCUCUUUGAAUCACUCCAGGAUCUGGUGGACCAUGUGAAUGACUUUCAUGUAAAACCAGAGAAGGAGACCGGUUACUGUUGCCACUGGGAAGGCUGUGCUCGGAGAGGAAAGGGAUUUAAUGCCAGGUACAAGAUGUUGAUUCACAUCCGAACUCACACCAACGAGAAGCCCCAUCGCUGCCCGACCUGUAACAAGAGCUUCUCUCGCCUGGAGAACCUCAAAAUACAUAACCGAUCGCACACAGGUGAGAAGCCCUACAUCUGUCCUUAUGAAGGCUGCAAUAAACGAUACUCCAACUCCAGUGACCGAUUCAAACACACCCGGACACAUUACGUGGACAAACCAUAUUACUGCAAAAUGCCUGGCUGCCACAAGAGGUACACAGAUCCCAGCUCCCUCCGCAAGCAUAUCAAAGCUCACGGCCACUUUGUGUCCCCAGAACAACAAGGAAUGCUGAAAAUUCGACCGUCAACCAAGAAUCCAGUACCAUCAGAAAUGCCUUACUUAAAUGGGACACAGAUUAUAAUUCCCAAUCCAGCUGCCAUCUUUGGAAAUCAUCCCCUCCAGGCAUUGGGAACCUCACUGCCAAUUCCAAUACACCCUACACCUCUGGACCUCAGCCCGUUGACGUGCAGCACUGUUGGAUCUGCUGCAAUCACAGCCAUUCCUAGCUCUGUCAUUUCCCUCAAUAGCACUCCAAUAAAUUUAACCAAGACAUCUUUAAUGGCAUCACCAUUUUCGGCAAGUACCCUUGGACUUCCACUGAUGUCUUUGGUGGCCGGGUCUCAUGGCAACCUUGGAAGACUGUCAGCAUCAAAAGGGAAAGCAGCAGGUUGUAGGAAACGGGAUGGGACAGUCAAGAAUCAUCCUUCAGACAAAGAGUUACAGGAGAGGGUUGAGGCUCGACUAAGGCCAACAACAGAAAGCCUCUCAAUGCUCCCAGGAGCUGUGAUAGACUUGUCAAGUGGCAUUAACACCGUUCCUGCUGCUGACUCUCUGCCUCCUGGCUGGGUGGUCAUUCCUCCAGGGUCAGUAUUGCUCAAACCAGCUGUUGUAAACUGAAUUCAGUCAAGCCACUACUGCAGUGGUAUUCACUGACAGACACAAUGAAUCGACCAAGCCUUGGUUUGACAUGUUUGAACUGAGAUUAAACAAAAGACAAGAUAUUUUACCAAACUUGCGCUUUGUCGAUGGAAGCAUUGACCAAUUUUAUUUUAGUCUUCAGACCAGAAGUGGAUGAUGGAGAUUGACGCGUUGAAAUCUCAAGGUAGCAAGUGCAGGUUUCACUCCAGGGAAAGAUGCUUAGCAUCUCAUUGCCUAGUCCUUCCCAAUGCAAGUCCUAUUGAAACGAAGAUUCGAAGCUAGCAUAAGGCUGAAAAAUAAUCAGCUCUCGAUUAUGUGUUGUCGAAGAGGUGACACUAAUUAUAAAUGGGGGCACUUCUCAGCUCCUCUGGGAGCUUAGGAAUGUUACCUUGCAUUACUUUAAGCAUCAAGGGUCUUUUUGUUAUGUACCAAAUUAUUGAGAUAGAUCAGAACAUUUAACAAUAAUGAGAGCAAAAUAAGAAAUCUGUCAACAGAUGAGGCUUAAGACUGUAGUCAAUAUGGCUUAGACAAUUUCAGAUCAAUUCCAGUGAUGAGAAUGAAUGGAUUUGGCACCUGAUCAGCAAUUAGGGU
Chiloscyllium plagiosum (whitespotted bambooshark) is the source of this 3138-nucleotide messenger RNA. RefSeq names its product GLIS family zinc finger 2b (gene glis2b). The record is from RefSeq and is a predicted model, not a curated record. Gene Ontology annotation, molecular function: DNA-binding transcription factor activity, RNA polymerase II-specific; RNA polymerase II cis-regulatory region sequence-specific DNA binding. Gene Ontology annotation, biological process: regulation of transcription by RNA polymerase II. Lineage: Eukaryota; Metazoa; Chordata; Chondrichthyes; Orectolobiformes; Hemiscylliidae. Gene Ontology annotation, cellular component: nucleus.